GGAAUGCGAAGCCAGCCAACCACUUGAAAUGCAACGCUUUCAGUCACUCGCAAAUUCUGCAAACAAGGACUUUUGCUAUAUAUCUUUUGUUAUUUAACUUUGUGCGAAAAGUGUAAGCGUAUUAUAUUCAAGUAAGUACACUGUUUACAUUAAUGAUAUUUCAUAUUCUUGCAAAUGAUAUGAGUAGGGAUUGGAUUCAAACUCGAUUAUUAUUUACAGUGUCUCGAAACUUGAACCCAUCCUCAACGCAACUUGAAAAGUUAGUUGAUUUGAUGGAAACAAAACGUUGGCUUGCUACCGGUCAUGCGCGUACGGCGAAUGCUCGUAACCGCAGCCGCGCAGCAUGGCAAGAGAUUGCUGAUGCAUUGAACAGUGGAGGCAGUGGCUGUAUAAAGUCGUGGCAACAGUGGUGUAAGAAUGAAUCUGCAAUGGCUGUGUUGGGUGACAUUAUAUCACCAUUGCCUGGACCUUCACAGCCAGUUGUCACCGCUGAAAUAGAAGAAAUUCCAGGACCACUACCGGUUACAGUAGUUGAUCAGAUUCCAUUAAGUGAGGAUAGCGAGGUUCCUCAACCACCACCAGAUGAGUUAGAAACAACAGAUAAUGUUCCAUCGCCUGCACGACGGCAGCUGAGAGUAGGGCGCCGGCGCAUUUUGCACCGGUCGCCGGCCGGUGCCAGUGGCUCUGCGGCGCGGCGACGCCUCCUGCAUAGAUCUCCUCCGUCACAACGACGCUCCGAGAUGGUUAGCUUGACGGAGAGAUUUAUAGCUAUCGAAGAGGGGCGGGCCGAGGCCGAAUUAAUUGUUGCUCGCUCCCAUGAGCUGUAUGCGCAGAGCCAGCAAGCAAUGGUUGGUGCAGUCGUCCAGCUGGCGCAGGCAUUUAAUGCCCUAGCAGAGAAUUUUGUUAGGGCAAAUAACAAUAAUUAAAACUAUAUUUAAUU
Hyposmocoma kahamanoa is the source of this 940-nucleotide messenger RNA. RefSeq lists its product as uncharacterized. NCBI's taxonomy places the organism in Eukaryota, Metazoa, Arthropoda, Insecta, Lepidoptera, Cosmopterigidae. The record is from RefSeq and is a predicted model, not a curated record. Bases 153 to 926 code for a protein of 257 amino acids. The transcript is spliced from 4 exons.